AGUCAGUAUAGUUUUAAGAAUGAGGUUUAACACAGUUUUGUGUGUUGCCAUGGUUGUACUUCUCAAUCUAGCAGGCUCUUUCUGUCAGCUAGAUGUCUGUGGCCAAACCUCCCUUAACACAAAGAUUAUUGGAGGAGAGAAUGCAAAUGCAGGGUCUUGGCCCUGGCAAGUAAUGAUCAAGUUCACCAGCUCUGAAGUUAUUUAUACCUGUGGUGGGAGUCUCAUCAAUAAAGACUGGGUUUUGGCUGGAGCUCACUCUAUUUAUAGCUUCAACAACAUUUCAGACAUUGUGAUCUACUUGGGAAGUCAGAACCUGAAAGGCCCAAACCUGCAUGAGAUAAACAGAACAGUAAUUCAACUUAUCAAACAUCCUGACUUUGAUCCAAAGAGUUUUGACAAUGACAUAGCACUGCUUCAGCUCUCCUCUUCUGUGAAUUUCACUGAUUAUAUUAAACCAGUCUGUCUGGCUGCUGCUGGUAGUGAAUUUGGUGAAGGACUUUCAAGUUGGUUGACAGGAUGGGGGUACACCUCUGAUAGUAAGCGAAUCCCAUUACCUGACAUAUUACAGGAAGUCGAGGUUCCAUUUGUGAGCAACUAUAACUGUAGUAUUUUCUAUAAUGGAACGCUCAAUAUCACUGACAACAUGCUGUGUGCUGGACUAAUAAAUGUUGGAGGCAAGGGCCCGUGUUCGGGUGAUUCAGGAGGGCCACUGAUCAGUAAGCAGCACUCCAGAUGGAUUCAGGCUGGAAUUGUGAGUGUUGCAAUAAGUUCUACGUUCUGUGUGGACCCCAUGUUUCCAACUGUGUUCACCAGAGUGUCUAAAUAUCAGGAUUGGAUCAAUGCUGCUAUAGUCACCAACCAGCCUGGAUUUGUAAAAUUCCCUGAUUAUAAUUAUUAUACUCCAGAUUAUAGGCCUACUACACCAGAUUGUCCCUAUCCUUUAUUUCCUGAUAUUUUCAGUGGAAGCUCAUCCAGUCUUUACUUCCUUCCUUCACUUUCUCUUACAUUCUCCAUCAUCUCUCUCAUUGUCUGUCUGUUUAAUAUGAACAUGAAGUUGAACACAGUUUGGUCUGUUACUCUAGCUGUACUUCUUAAUCUAACAGGUUCUUUCUGUCAGCUAGAUGUGUGUGGCCAAGCACCCCUUAACACAAAAUUUAUUGGAGGGAAGGAUGCGAAUGCAGGGUCUUGGCCCUGGCAAGUAAGCAUUAACGAAAUCAGCUAUCAAAACCAUUUCUGUGGUGGGAGUCUCAUCAAUAAAGACUGGGUUUUGUCUGCAGCUCAUUGUUUCCAAAGCAUCGGCAUGUCAGACAUUGUGAUCUACUUGGGACGUCAGAACCAGCAAGGCCCAAACCCGCAUGAGAUAAACAGAACAGUGAUUCAACUCAUCAUUCAUCCUAACUAUGACUCAGAUACUGAAGACAAUAACAUAGCACUGCUUCAGCUCUCAUCUUCUGUGAAUUUCACCGAUUAUAUUCAACCAGUCUGUUUAGCUGCUGCUGGUAGUGUAUUCAAUGAAGGACUUUCAAGUUGGGUGACAGGAUGGGGGGCCUCUCUAGAAAAAUUAUUUCCUGAUACGUUCCAGCAAGCAGAGAUUCCAAUUGUGAGCAACAAUGACUGCAAUAUUGGUUAUAAUGGUAUUAUGACAGAUAACAUGCUUUGUGCUGGACUGUUGAAUGAUGAUGGAGAAACCCCAUGUCAGUAUGAUGCUGGAGGGCCACUGGUCAGUAAGCAGGGCUCCAGAUGGAUUCAGUCUGGAAUUGUGAGUUUUAAUCAAGGCUGUUUGGAUCUCACAUUCCCGAGUGUGUUCACCAGAGUGUCUCAGUACCAGGACUGGAUCAACAUUUACACACUCAACAACCAGCCUGGAUUUUUUACAUUCCCUGAUGAUUACGAUUAUGCUCAAGAUGGCAUUUCUAAUAUUACUAGUAUUUUCAGUGGAAGCUCAACCAGCCUUUACUUACCACUUACCCACACAUGCUCUAUUGCCAGUCUCAUCUUUUGUUUCCUUAUUCAAAGGUUGUCUGAGUCAUCAUGA
Paramisgurnus dabryanus is the source of this 2035-nucleotide messenger RNA. The record is from RefSeq and is a predicted model, not a curated record. NCBI's taxonomy places the organism in Eukaryota, Metazoa, Chordata, Actinopteri, Cypriniformes, Cobitidae.